Molecule: messenger RNA, 1314 nt
Organism: Drechmeria coniospora
Lineage: Eukaryota; Fungi; Ascomycota; Sordariomycetes; Hypocreales; Ophiocordycipitaceae
Exons: 1
Coding region: 1-1314 (437 amino acids)
Biological process (GO): lipid catabolic process
Molecular function (GO): triacylglycerol lipase activity
Source: RefSeq, a predicted model, not a curated record
AUGCUGCGUCUUUGGAAAGCCCUCGUCGUCGCUGCUCUCUUUGCCGGCUCGUCGCUAUCCGAGAGAUCCACCGUCUCGGCCGAUGCUUCGCCUCUUCGCAUCAGGGCCGCCGCGGAGCAGGGACCGGUGCCUCCCAAGGAAGAUCCCUGGUACACGGCACCGGCCCGCUGGGAGGUCGCGGAGCCGGGCCAGAUUCUUCGCCUCCGAUCGGCGCCGGGGAACCUCACGACCGUCGUGGGCAACUGCUCGGCGGCGUACAACAUCCUCUAUCGGACGACCGACAGUCGGUACAACCCAACGUGGGCCGUGACGACGCUGUUCGUGCCCGAGGACGGCGAGUCGUCGGCCUUUGGCAAGGCCCUGCUGUCCUUUCAGCUGCCCUAUGACUCGGCCGACCUCAACGCGAGUCCUUCGUACGCCGUGUACGAGACGCAGCCGAUCGACAUCGCCCUCGCCCUCGGCCGCGGCUGGUUCGUCAGCGUGCCCGACUACGAAGGGCCGCUCGCCUCCUUCACCGCCGGCGUCAUGUCGGGCCACGCAACCAUCGACUCGGUGCGCGCCGUCCGGGCCGCCUCCUUCGGCCUCCUCCCCGACGCGCGGUACGCCAUGUGGGGAUACUCGGGCGGCGCCCUGGCGAGCGAGUGGGCGGCCGAGCUGGCGACGCAGUACGCGCCCGAGCUCGCCUUUGCCGGCACCGCCAUCGGCGGCCUGACGCCCAACAUCACCACCGUCCUGCUGACCGUCGAGGGCUCGCCGGCCGUCGGGCUCGUGCCGGCGGGCAUCGUCGGUCUCGCGAGCCAGUGGCCCGCGUUGCGGCGGUACGUCGAUGACAAUCUCAAGACCGAGGGCCGAUACAACAAGACGGGCUUCCUCGCGACCGAAAACUACACCGUCAUCGAGAACGCGGCCGAGUUUGCGGGCCAGAACAUGGCCGACUACUUUGUCAACGGCCUCGACAUCAUCAGGGCGCCCGUCGCCCAGAGGGCGCUCCGCAGCGACGGCCAGAUGGGCUACCACGGCGUGCCGCAGAUGCCGCUGUACGUCUACAAGGCCGUCGAGGACGAGGUCAGCCCGAUCAACGAAACGGAUGCGCUCGUGGCGCGCUAUUGCGGCAUCGGCGUCGACGUCACGUACCUGAGAAACACGGCUGGCGGCCACACGGCCGAGUACUACAACGGCAGGCCCGGCGCGCUGGAAUUUCUGACGGCGGUGCUGAUGGGACGCUUCAACGGCACUGGCUGCGCCGUCAAGGAUGUCAAGGUCAGCCGCGCGCCCUCGGGGUUGCUGCGUCGGGAUCUGUCGCGGAUCUGGUAG